AGUAGCAAGAACAUGGCAUUUCGUGAUUGACCCGGAUCUUCGUCUCUCAUUAAAAGCAAAAACAGUCCAAUCUCUAGCUUUGAAUUUCCUAACAAGACUUGCCUUUAUGGAUUUUGGGGUCUUCGGGUGGUUGGAAAGAGAGAGUCCAGAAAGUCUUCGUGACCAGGAGCUCCAUUUCCUUGCGGUUUCAAAGACCCAAAGCUUUUAGGUUUAGGGUGAAGCUCCGUUUCUUCUCUUGAGUUCAAGGGAAGCUAAUUUUCAGUGUUCAGUAUUUUUAUGGAUCUGGCUGUUCUCUUUGGUGUUUCUUUUUGCUUCUUGUUGAGUUUUAGUACAAGCUAUGGUACCGUUACUGAUAUUUAUUGCUUGAGGACCCUAAAAGAGUCGGUGGAAGAUCCUUUCAACUACCUAAACUCGUCAUGGCUUUUUAACAAUAAUACAGAGGGGUUCAUCUGCAAAUUUACCGGCAUCGAGUGCUGGCACCCCGACGAGAAUAGGGUCUUAAACAUCAGGCUCUCAGACAUGGGGCUGAAGGGCCAGUUCCCUCGUGGUAUUGAGAAUUGCACUAGCUUGACAGGCUUAGAUCUUUCUAGCAACAAUCUCACUGGAUCCAUCCCAUCGGAUAUCUCCAAAAGGCUUCCAUAUGUGACAAGUCUUGAUCUCUCUUUGAAUGGCUUCAAUGGUGAGAUUCCACUGAGUCUGGCAAACUGUACCUAUCUGAAUAUCCUCAAACUUGACAACAACCGAUUCACUGGUCAGAUCCCUCUGCAACUUGGCCUGCUCAAUCGGAUAAAGACAUUUAGUGUUGCAAAUAAUCUGUUGUCCGGACAAGUUCCCAGCUUUGUCAAUUCUACAAUUGCCGCAGAUAGCUAUGCAAACAAUCUAGGGCUCUGUGGGAAACCUUUGGAUCCUUGCAAGGCGGUUCAGAGUAAAUCUCAUGGUGCAGUAAUUGUUGGGUCGGUAAUUGCUGGGGUGGCUGUUCCUUUGUUUGUUGUUGGAGUUGUCCUUAUCUUCUGGUUGCGUAAAGUGUCUAUUAAGAAGAGAGAUGAUGACCCUGAAGGAAACAAGUGGGCCAAGAGUUUAAAGGGAACCAAAGGCAUCAAGGUUUCCAUGUUCGAGACGUCAGUUUCAAAAAUGAGGUUGAGUGAUCUAAUGAAGGCUACCAACAAUUUCAGCAAAGAUAAUAUCAUUGGGUCAGGAAGAACAGGGACAAUGUACAAGGUAAUGCUUCCAGGUGGUUCUGCCCUAAUGGUUAAGAGGUUGCAAGACUCUCAACGCUCUGAGAAAGAGUUUAUUUCUGAGAUGACUACUCUGGGGAAUGUGAAACAACGUAACUUGGUUCCACUCUUGGGUUUUUGCUUGGCAAAGAAGGAGAAGCUUCUGGUUUAUAGGCAUAUGUCAAAUGGGACCCUCUACGAUCGUCUACAUGUAGUGCCACCUGAGGGGAGGGCUAUGGAGUGGCCCCUAAGGCUCAGAAUUGGGAUAGGGGCUGCCAGAGGUCUCGCAUGGCUCCAUCACAGUUGCAAUCCCCGCAUUAUACAUAGAAACAUAAGCUCAAAAUGCAUCUUAUUGGAUGAGGAUUUUGAGCCCAAAAUAUCUGAUUUUGGGCUAGCAAGACUCAUGAAUCCAAUUGACACUCACCUGAGUACUUUUGUGAAUGGGGAGUUUGGGGACUUGGGGUAUGUGGCUCCAGAGUACCCGCGGACACUCGUUGCUACUCGUAAAGGGGAUGUUUAUAGUUUCGGAACUGUUCUUCUUGAAUUGGUUACUGGUGAGAAGCCUACCCAUGUUGCUAAUGCCCCUGAAAGCUUCAAAGGGAAUUUGGCGGAGUGGGUUACUCUGUUGUCCAAUAACUCUGAUCUCCAGAGGGCCAUUGAUAAGUCGUUGGUUGGGAAGGGUUUUGAGGGUGAGCUAUUCCAGUUUCUUAAAGUUGGACGCAAUUGUGUCCUGCCAACUCCCAAGGAAAGACCUACGAUGUUUGAAGUUUACCAGCUUCUUAGAGCUAUCGGGGAGAGAUACAAUUUCACAGUUGAUGAUGAGAUAUUUGUGCCAUCUGACACGAGUAAUAUUGAUUACCCUGAUGAGCUUAUUGUCGCUCGGGAAAUUAAAGAGCUGCACUGAGAAGGUAUGAUAUUCAAUCCUUCAUUUCUAAAUUUACUAAUUGGUAAUUUCUCUCUCAAUCUCUAGGGAUGCUAAUGUUGUAGCCUAUUCCUUGGUUUGGAAUGCCAUGUCUGUGACAUGUAAGAUAAUUUGAUUAUAUUCAAACUCUUCAUGCCAUAUGCUUCAAUAAAUUGCUUGUUACCAAAAAA
Molecule: messenger RNA, 2306 nt
Organism: Macadamia integrifolia
Lineage: Eukaryota; Viridiplantae; Streptophyta; Magnoliopsida; Proteales; Proteaceae
Product: probably inactive leucine-rich repeat receptor-like protein kinase At5g48380
Exons: 2
Coding region: 277-2118 (613 amino acids)
Biological process (GO): protein phosphorylation
Molecular function (GO): protein binding; ATP binding; protein kinase activity
Source: RefSeq, a predicted model, not a curated record